AUGAACGCGCUGCCUAGCGCCGCGCGCCAGCAGCGGGAGAAAGCCGCGCAGGUGAGGCGCUCGCAGCAGCAGCUGUCAGAGGCAGAGGAGAACUGGCAGGCGCAGGUGCGCGCAGUGCAGAGCGCCGUGCUCGCGGAGGAGCGGCAUCUGGCGAAGCUACUGGCGCGUCGGGAGUCGGCCAGCCUGGCCUCCAUGGAGACCCAGCGUGUGCGGUCGGAUCUGGCCAGUGCCCUGGCCAACGCUCGCCUCGAGCAUGGCCGCCUGCAGGCGGGCUCCCUAGGCUGUGGCUCCUGUUUUUGA
Molecule: messenger RNA, 300 nt
Organism: Effrenium voratum
Lineage: Eukaryota; Dinophyceae; Suessiales; Symbiodiniaceae
Source: the annotation of a GenBank genome assembly